Melopsittacus undulatus (budgerigar) is the source of this 2486-nucleotide messenger RNA. RefSeq names its product poly(ADP-ribose) polymerase family member 6 (gene PARP6). NCBI's taxonomy places the organism in Eukaryota, Metazoa, Chordata, Aves, Psittaciformes, Psittaculidae. The record is from RefSeq and is a predicted model, not a curated record. Gene Ontology annotation, biological process: endoplasmic reticulum unfolded protein response. Gene Ontology annotation, molecular function: NAD+ poly-ADP-ribosyltransferase activity; protein serine/threonine kinase activator activity; kinase binding. Gene Ontology annotation, cellular component: endoplasmic reticulum tubular network; membrane; nuclear envelope.
CGCCCGGCAGCAUGGAGGCGCUGGCAGGCCCCGCCGGCCGCUGAGAUGGAAGGGGACGGGGCUGAUGGGGGAGGACCCUCCCCGCCACCGUCCAGGACCCUGCAGCGGCUCCGACCUCAAGGGCCAGUACUGGACUGAUGAUGACUCCGAUGGGGACAAUGAGUCCGAGGAGUUCCUCUAUGGCGUCCAGGGGACCUGCGCUGCCGACCUGUACCGUCACCCACAGCUGGAUGCCGACAUCGAGGCCGUGAAGGAGAUCUACAGCGAGAAUGCCGUGGCCGUCAGGGAGUACGGGACCAUCGAUGAUGUGGACAUCGACCUCCAUGUGAACAUCAGCUUCCUCGAUGAGGAGGUGGCGACGGCAUGGAAGGUGCUGCGGACGGAGCCCAUCGUCCUCCGCCUGCGCUUCUCCCUCUCCCAGUACCUCGAUGGCCCUGAACCGUCCAUCGAGGUUUUCCAGCCGUCCAACAAGGAGGGCUUCGGGCUGGGUCUACAGCUGAAGAAGAUCCUGGGCAUGUUCACAUCCCAGCAAUGGAAACAUCUCAGCAAUGAUUUCCUGAAGACCCAGCAGGAGAAGCGGCACAGUUGGUUCAAGACGAGUGGCACCAUCAAGAAGUUCCGUGCUGGCCUCAGCAUCUUCUCCCCCAUCCCCAAGUCUCCCAGCUUCCCCGUCAUCCAAGACUCGGUGCUGAAAGGCAAACUGGGCAUCCCUGAGGCUCGUGUCAACCGCCUGAUGAACCGCUCCGUGUCCUGUAUGGUGAAGAACCCCAAGGUGGAGGUUUUCGGCUACCCCCCCCCCAGCACCCAGGCAGGUGUCGCCCCCUUCAACAUCCUGGUCGGCGGCCACUGCAAGAACGUCCCAACGUUGGAGUACGGCUUCCUCGUCCAGAUCAUGAAGUACGCGGAGCAGCGGAUCCCGACGCUCAAUGAGUACUGUGUAGUGUGCGACGAGCAGCAUGUCUUCCAGAACGGCUCCAUGCUCAAGCCAGCAGUGUGCACCCGCGAGCUCUGUGUCUUCUCCUUCUACACCCUGGGCGUCAUGUCCGGUGCGGCAGAGGAGGUGGCCACAGGUGCUGAGGUGGUGGACCUGCUGGUGGCCAUGUGCCGCGCUGCCCUGGAGUCCCCUCGCAAGAGCAUCAUCUUCGAGCCUUACCCGUCUGUGGUGGACCCCAACGACCCCAAAACACUUGCCUUCAACCCCAAGAAGAAGAACUACGAGCGGCUGCAGAAGGCCCUGGACAGCGUCAUGUCCAUCCGGGAGAUGACCCAGGGGUCCUACCUGGAGAUCAAGAAGCAGAUGGACAAGCUGGACCCCCUGGCCCAUCCCCUCCUGCAGUGGAUAAUCUCCAGCAACAGAUCCCACAUUGUCAAGCUGCCUCUCAGCAGGCAGCUGAAGUUCAUGCACACCUCGCACCAGUUCCUCCUGCUCAGCAGCCCCCCAGCCAAGGAAGCGCGGUUCCGCACCGCCAAGAAGCUCUAUGGCAGCACCUUCGCUUUCCACGGCUCUCACAUUGAGAACUGGCAUUCCAUCCUCCGCAACGGGCUGGUCAACGCUUCCUACACCAAACUGCAGGUAACGCUCCCAGGGCCGGACCUGCUCCCCAGGGCAGGCAGGGAGGGAUGCAGCAGGGAGGGAUGCAGGCAAGGAGGGAUGCAGGCAUGUGAAAUGCUGCCUGCAGAGGCCAGGCUGCCUCCACCACCGUGCCUAAGCUCGGGUGACCCUGUGGUGCUCACCCUGGUGUUUCCCUGCAAGCUGCAUGGAGCAGCCUAUGGGAAGGGCAUCUAUCUGAGCCCCAUCUCCAGUAUUUCCUUUGGAUACUCAGGGAUGGGGAAAGGGCAGCACCGGAUGCCUUCAAAGGACGAGCUGGUGCAGCGGUACAACCGGAUGAACACCAUCCCGCAGACACGCUCCAUCCAGUCCCGCUUCCUCCAGAGCCGCAACCUGAACUGCAUCGCGCUGUGUGAAGUCAUCACCUCCAAGGACCUGCAGAAACACGGCAACAUCUGGGUCUGCCCUGUCUCGGACCACGUCUGCACCCGCUUCUUCUUUGUGUAUGAAGAUGGCCAAGUGGGAGAUGCCAAUAUCAAUACUCAGGACCCCAAAAUCCAGAAGGAGAUCAUGCGUGUGAUCGGGACUCAGGUGUACACAAACUGAGCGGUGGGACCCCCUGGGACCACCCGGCACCGAGUGAAGCCUUGGGGGCUGGGGAAGGACGCGCAGGUUUCAAGGCUGAGAUGGAGCCAACACCGGCGGCUCCCCCUGUCCGUAAUGUCCAGCAUCCAGCAAGCACGAGGCAGGUUCAGUGGUCCCUUGUCCCCUCCCCGUCCUGUCCCCCAGCAUUCCCAACCCCAUGGCAGUGCGGAGGAGCUGCAGGGGCUGGCAUGGCCGGUGGCCGCCCCUCCUGGCGCUGGCAGCAACAGGGGUUUUACUGACAAUGAGAAACUGAAGCAAAAAAACCAACCAUGAACCAACAAACCAAACCCAA